Pieris macdunnoughi is the source of this 204-nucleotide messenger RNA. NCBI's taxonomy places the organism in Eukaryota, Metazoa, Arthropoda, Insecta, Lepidoptera, Pieridae. The record is from the annotation of a GenBank genome assembly.
AUGGAUGAGUCCGGCAUCGAUAUGGGAUACGAUCUUGCAUCCCUACUGACGAAUGACUUCAAUGUUGACCAGAAGAUUUUGGAGGAGAUGACGACCGGUCCGCCUCAGCAGGACUUUAUGUUUUACGAACUUAAAUCGAAAGCAGUACCGAUAACUGAAAGGUAUGAGGAACAAUUUCUCCGAAGAUGCUACUCAUGGCCCUGA